Lucilia cuprina (Australian sheep blowfly) is the source of this 841-nucleotide messenger RNA. RefSeq lists its product as uncharacterized. The record is from RefSeq and is a predicted model, not a curated record. The transcript is spliced from 5 exons. Lineage: Eukaryota; Metazoa; Arthropoda; Insecta; Diptera; Calliphoridae. Bases 1 to 801 code for a protein of 266 amino acids.
AUGGAUAAUUCCAUCAAUAAUGACGGUCAAUUUCCACCGAGUACAAACAACAAAAGCAACGGAAGACAAUCAUGCACAAUAUCACCGACGAAUAAUUGUAAUAACAUCCAAAGAUUAUCAUGUAGCGUGUCACCGACGACCAACUAUAAUAACACCCAAAGAUUAUCAUGCACAGUGUCACCGACGUCCAAAAACAGGCCACCGACGACCAAUAACAAUAACAGUCAAUUAACAGAAAUAUUAAAUGUUUUGCGCAAAUUAGAAGGACAUAUCACAGUAUUAAAUUCGAAAGUUGACCGCCUCACUGUUGAGGUUAUUUCCAUAAGAAGUGAGGUUUCGACAAUUAAAACAAAAGUAUAUGGGGAUGUAUGCUAUAGUGAGUUUGUUGUUCCACAGAGACCCUUCGAGACUAUCCAACAGUACAACGAAUUUACCAGCAAGUUGGAAAACGAAGAGACUUUUAAACAAUUUGUUAAAGAACUUUCCUUUUCGUCAGAAAAAUCUUUUGAUAAAUUUAUUCGUAGCUGCUGGAAAAAGAUGUUUUCCGACAACCUUGCGGAGCAGUUUUCGUGGAGAGGAACAAACACUAAGCAAUGCAUUCGUGGAUGUCGUAUAACUUUGGCUAUUCGACAUGCUUUUAAGAAUAAAGACGAGGAUUAUGAUAAAAUAACACAGAAGCAUUUCCAAUACGCCCACGAUAGGCUAACGAAAUGUUCCAAAUACGUUUCCAAAAAAAAACUAAACAUGACAAUGAGCAGCUACCACCUUAAUAGUUUACUAUUUAUAAACAAAUUUUAUUAAACUAACAUUAUUUUUCAAUGAAUUUAUGUAUGUAUUAAUU